This is a messenger RNA of Pistacia vera, 513 nucleotides long. Its product is annotated as transmembrane protein 230. The transcript is spliced from 3 exons. The record is from RefSeq and is a predicted model, not a curated record. Bases 141 to 500 code for a protein of 119 amino acids. Lineage: Eukaryota; Viridiplantae; Streptophyta; Magnoliopsida; Sapindales; Anacardiaceae. Gene Ontology annotation, cellular component: endomembrane system.
AAAAUUCUUACUUCAAACUUCGGCUAUCUCUCCGUCCGCGCAAGCCAACGCCACACCCUCCACCGACCACGACGUUCCGGCUUCAGGUAUUUGGUGUGUGAUUCCCUGGGGAUAAUUAUUAAGAGUUGGGUUUGGUUGAUAUGGCAUCUAAGCGCAAUGUUUGUUAUGAAAAACUUGCUACCGAUGAUUAUGAUGAUGUUUAUGAUGGUGAUAGGAGGCAGCGUUAUGAUCCUAGAUUUGAUUAUUCACCGAAAGCCUUUGAUAGGAUCCCAUGGAAGUCAAUUGCACUCGCAUUUUUCUUGCUUUGUCUAGGAUCACUGCUUCUUUUUCUUUCUGUGUUUAUUUUCACUGGUCACAUGGGGGGAGAGAAGGCCCAAGCUUAUGGCCUUUUAGUCCUUGGAAUUCUUACAUUCCUUCCAGGCUUUUAUGAGACCCGGAUAGCAUAUUAUUCAUGGAGGGGCAUUCAAGGAUAUCGCUUCUCCGCCAUCCCUGAUUACUGAAGCACACGCCUUC